Messenger RNA from Ostertagia ostertagi, 303 nucleotides. The record is from the annotation of a GenBank genome assembly. Lineage: Eukaryota; Metazoa; Nematoda; Chromadorea; Rhabditida; Trichostrongylidae.
AUGGUUUGUAUCGGAGCAGUUGCGAUUGACAAUUUCGACGUGACAAUAUUUGUCAAGAACAUGGCCAACACUGUCUUAAACUAUUCAGUUUUGAUGUACGGUUUCACGAUGCCAUCGGUGAUGCUCUUCUACAACGAACUCUGGCAGAAGGAACUCAAGAGCAUCGUUAAGAGGAUUUGCUUUCGACCAGAAGAUAACCAUCGGGCAGUAAAUACGAAGUCCACUUUUGGUAUGGACAUGAUGGUGAAUACUAAAGAAACCUCCCAACGGUACUUCGACAUGCUACGGAAGGAAUGGUACUAA